Molecule: messenger RNA, 3208 nt
Organism: Durio zibethinus
Lineage: Eukaryota; Viridiplantae; Streptophyta; Magnoliopsida; Malvales; Malvaceae
Molecular function (GO): chromatin binding
Source: RefSeq, a predicted model, not a curated record
UAUUAGAACCAUUAUUGAGCUAAUAUUAUUGUCAACCCAAAUAACACAGCUCUGCAAGCUGAGGUUGAAAUGGACUUACCUGCGUCAGCCUCACGGUCAAGGCUCGGCCGUAGAAAUUUGGAAUUGAGACGUGCUUCAAUCGCAGUCCUGGAGAUCCUAUGACUCCGUCACAUAAGAUACAAGAAUAGCCUUAACACAUAAAAUUCAAUUUCUUUUAUGCCCCUCUGCUUUUUCUUCCCCUCCAGAGUCCAAGAUUUCAUGACCUGCCCAAUGCCCCUGCAGUCUCUCUCUCUCUCUCUUCGUCUCCGUCUCUGCCUGUAAUCUUUCUUCCCUCCAGAGGCAUAGCCUUCAUUCAAUGAAACCCAAAGGUUAACCAUAACCAAAAACCUGCUCUUUUUUUUUAUCUUCUUUCUUUGUUUUUGCCUCUAUCUGUGCUUCAAAGUCUUUUCAACUUUCAAUAAUUUGGAAUCCCUCCUUUUUCCAAUUAUUUUCCGUUUUUGGGGUAAGGUGAUUUUGGCGUGGUUUUGCGCUGACUAACUCUUGUUUCCUUUCUUGUUAAUGCCAUCUGAGCUCCCUCCUUUUUAACCCUCUCAACUCUUUGCUACAAGCUAAAGCUGGAAGGCUUACCCUACCUACUUUGUUUCUUGGCUUGGAUUUCGGCUCUAAAAUCCCAACACUUUCUCUCUCUCUCUCUCUCUCUCUACCUUGUUUUGUGCGGUUUCUUUACUUGACACCCUGUUUCUUUUCCCUGAUAAAGGACAUGAUCCAUCUGUAGGUUCUAACAACUGAGCAUUGUCCAAUUCCAUCGUUUUACGGGGGUCUUAGGCGUUCGGUUACUUUUCAGUCUUUACACAGCUGGGUCUAAAGUGGGCUAUUCACUCAUCAAAAGCUUUAAACUUUGCAGUUUUAGCUAAUGUGAGAAAAGGGGUCAAGUUGACUCCUUUGAGGUACCCUGAAAUCAAAAUGUCUGAGAAUGAUUAUAAUUUUGUGGGUUGGGAGGAACACAUUAUAUGCCAAGAGCGUGGUAACCGUGUAGUUCACUUUUACUUGAAGGAAGCAUCUGGGAUUUUAGUUCUAGCAGUUGUUGGUACGGAGAGGAGCAUAAGGCAUAUGAUGUAUGUUGUUUCUGGUGAGUUCGUGCAGGCGUAUGGCAUCCAUGGGUUCAUCAAUGCUAAUACUAAAUGGCGAGCAAGACGGGAAGUUGUUGAAUGGUUGCAGUCGCUGGUAUCAAUGAAUCGUCCCCCGGCAGCAGAUUUUCAGAUGGAUGAUUCUAUAAGAGGUUUUGGACCUGUUGAAGUAUCAACGACUGGCCCUAUUGGUUGUCAAACCUGUUUACCACAUCAGAUGGUUCUUAGGAAACUGAAAGCACAAAAUUCCGAUAUUGUGUGGUAUGGCAUUGCUUGGAUCUGUGCUAAACAGCUGAAACACUACCCAUCUUUUUGCAGGAAUGGGACCAUCAUAACUGUUCACUCUUUUGUGUUUAUAAUGGCUGAAGAAAGUCACUACCUUGGAUACCUGGAAGAUAUGUAUGAGGAUAAGAAGGGGCAAAAGAAGGUGAAAGUGCGGUGGUUUCACCACAACCGAGAAGUCAAAGGUGUAAUUUGUCAGCUGAAUCAUCAUCCCAGAGAAGUCUUCAUCACACCUCAUGUUCAAGUUAUUAGUGCAGAGUGUGUUGAUGGUCUUGCAACCGUCCUGACUCCUAGGCAUUAUGAGAAAUGUCUGGCCAUUGUUCCUCAGACUUCACAAUUGGCUGUCUAUAUGUGCUUUAGACAUUUUAAAAAUAACAAGGUGAAGCCCUUCACUCUUACCAAAUUACGGGGAUACUCUAAUCAAGCAAUUCUCUCUUCUUUAGAUGGACCACUUGUCCCUAAGCAAAAAGGCAAGAACCAUAAGUCUCAUGAGGAAGAUGAGGGAGCAUUGACUUUUAAUGACCCUGUGAGGGUAACUGGUAAGAGAAAUAAAAGUUAUAAGGAGCAAGAUGGACUUGAAAGUGGUUCUGGUGGUAGAAAUACAGUACCAGUCAAUGGGAAUCAGAUUAUGAAUUGUCAACCAUCAUAUCCAAAGUUAAAAUUAAGGUUUUCAAGGAAAACAAUGGGUAUUGCGUCACAACUCCAAUCUCCGCUGUCUUUCAAUGCGGAUGAGAAAAUAGAGCUGCUUUGUCAAGAUAGUGGCAUUCGAGGCUGUUGGUUUAGGUGCAAGGUCUUGAAAGCAUCUCAGACGCAUUUGAAAGUUCAGUAUGAUGAUGUGCAGGAUGUUGAUGGGUCUGGUAAUCUACAGGAAUGGGUCCCUAACUCCAGAGUUGCAACACCUGACAAACUGGGUAUGAGAUGUCCAGGCCGCCUGACAAUCCGGCCUUGUCCUCCCAAGGAUAAUACUACUACUGAUCGUAAAUUUGAGAUUGGAGCACCAAUUGAUGUGUGGUGGAGUGAUGGAUGGUGGGAAGGUGUCACAACUGGUGUUGGCAUCUCUGGUGAUGAUGACCUGCAAGUUUACCUCCCUGGUGAAAACAAGUUUCUGACUGUCCAGAGGGAGAAUACCAGAACUUCCAAAGAUUGGGUUGAUGACAGAUGGGUUAAUAUAAACGGGAGGCCUGACAUACUAUCUUACCUAUCUCCAGAUAUCAGUCCUAGCAUGAAUCCCUCGACAUGCAUGGCUAUGGUAGAAGCAUCUGGGUGUAGUAGCAUUGCAACAAUGGAGCACAAGGUCCUCAAGACCUUAAAACUUGAAGUUGUUAAAGAAGAACUGGAAUUACCCAAUCCAGCCUCACAUGAUGGUCCAAGAGACAUGAAUGCAAUGAGAGUGGAAAAGAGACCAGAUGACAAUGAUAAACGAUGAAAGCAACAAAAGUGGAGAUGCUGCUGCUUUUUUGGAGGGGAAAGAGGAUUUUGAUUAUGACGCAAUGCUGUCAACAAGAAAGUCAUUUUUGGAGGAAGAGCUUGAAUCAGCCAAGAAAGAGUAUGAAAAUGGUUUGGUCAACACGGAGUUUCAACCUAAGAGAGUGGGGGAGACUCGACGGUACUUCUUUGGAUUGCUGUAAGUAACGUCGAACUGUUGGUAUAGGCAAAUGUGAAGGAUGAUUCUCUAGUUUCUUUAGGGAAAAUGAUAGUUUUAUAGUAAAAUAGGUUUAGAGAUCAAAAUCAGGUCAAAAUUAUACCAGGUUAAGAGUUUACUAGCACAAUAUCCGCCCGCCGGUCAAAAUUUUUUUACU